Chenopodium quinoa (quinoa) is the source of this 3526-nucleotide messenger RNA. RefSeq names its product pumilio homolog 6, chloroplastic-like. Bases 227 to 3151 code for a protein of 974 amino acids. The record is from RefSeq and is a predicted model, not a curated record. The transcript is spliced from 10 exons. Gene Ontology annotation, molecular function: mRNA binding. Lineage: Eukaryota; Viridiplantae; Streptophyta; Magnoliopsida; Caryophyllales; Amaranthaceae. Gene Ontology annotation, cellular component: cytoplasm. Gene Ontology annotation, biological process: post-transcriptional regulation of gene expression.
AAUUAAUCCCAUUUCAAAGACUUGGGUUUUGUCCAAUUAUUGAUUAUAUUUUCUCUCUCACUCUUUCUCUCUCUUCAGUGGACUUCUUCUCAUUUCAUCAAACUACAGAGGAAGAGGGGGUCUAGGGUUUUGCUCGAAACUUUGGAAAUUUGUGAUUUUUUAUACUUGGAAGAUGAAUUUAUUCAAUAAUUGGUAUUCUUGGAGAGAAUAAAUUAUUUGUGUAGGGAUGGCAACUGAGAGUCCUAUUAGAAUGCUUGAGGCACGUGGAAAAUGGUCCCCUCACAAGGGUGGUGCAAAUUUUUCUUCAACUAAGAUGGCUAUGGAUGAGGAAGCACUGUAUGUUAAGGGUCAAAAGUACCAUGGUGGUAGGGGUUCUGUUCCCAAUCGAAGUGGUAGUGCACCCCCAAACAUGGAAGGUUCUCUUGCAGCCAUAGAAAGUCUCAUGCAAAAUUCAGGUCUUAGUGCUAAUUUGGCAAGUCUAAAUUAUGAUGGAGAAUUCAGAGGGUCGAAAGGGAUGUUAGUUACUUAUUCAUCUCCUGGUUCGAAUUGCCCUUCCAAUGUCAGUUUGAAUCCCCAGUUUUUUCACUCUCCCAACUCAGGUUUUGAUCAACAUCUGGGAUCCAGUCACGUCGGCAAUAAAGUGGGAUUGACCCCUUUUAGAGGCAGCAGUGAUAACUUCUUGCGUUUAUAUUGUGGCAUCCUCCCAACGCACAAUGAGGAAUCUGAGGAUGAUAAGUCACCACAGAAGUCUUCUGAUGAAGUCAGGCCCAGGGACCCUGCUGCAUUAUCAGGACAGGGAUCAUCCUUAUCAGUUGGCGAGGCUGGAAAUAUUGCAGACCUCGUAAAGGAGGAAAUUACAUGUAUGUCGUCACCUGCAAAUGGAUCAGCAGGUGACGCAGCUGAUCACAUUAAUGUUGAUAAGGGAAUCGCUGCAGAUGAUACGGUAUCCGCAACCGCUGCAUUGAGAUCAUUAUCUUAUGAUUCUAGACAAGGCUCGUUGCCGUCCAUUCAAAAUGAAGAUCCAAAUAGUAUAGGCGCAGUUACAGAAAAAAAGACUUCAGUUAGUAAUGAUACAGAAAUAACUAGUUUGCAAACAGGGAUUAAGACUUUGAGAAUAUCCAGCUCCCCCAACUUAGAGAACCAUGGAGGUCGAGGGGAAAAGCAAAACAACUUCCAAACUAAUUUAUUGCAACACCAGAUGCACCAAGGUGGUAACUUCCAGUUUCAAGAUUCUAUGCCUCAAAUAGUUUCUCAAGGCACAAAUAACCCAUAUGCUGUUCCAAACCAGUUUUUCCAUGGUGGAAAGUUUUCCUCAACAGAAGUUCAGCCUGUACUUCACUCAGCAGGUUUCACUCCUCCACUUUAUGCUACUGCUGCAGCUACAUAUAUGCAAUCAGCAAAUCCAUACUAUGCUGGUGUCCAACCACCUGGAUUAAUAUAUCCUUCACAGUAUGGCAUGGGUGGAUAUCCUUACAAUGCAAGCGUUCUUCCUCCUAUUAUGGCUGGAUACCCUUCACAUAGUGCUGUCCCUUUAGCCUUCGAUGGUGCUUCUGCUGGCUCUGAUGUUAAUACUCAAGUUUCUGGGUCAUGGGGGAGCAGUUCACAAGGAGUCGAUUUGCAGCAUUUAAACAAGUUCUAUGGACAACUUGGAUUUCCACAGCCUUUUGUAGAUCCGCGUUUGCAAUUUCACCAGUCAUUAGGUGAUUUAUACAAUGUUCCUGGUCAAGUUGAUCCUUUGGGAUUGAGAGCGGGUCUGGUGGGGAAUCAAGUGAGUGCUUAUAAUUCCCAGGUUGGGCCUGAUUUUUCAUCAAUUUCACCUGAUCAUAGACCUCAACUCCAGGGAUCUGGUGGGCAGGGUAAUGUAAGUCAGAGAAGGGGGCAAAUUAUGGGUACAGAUUAUGCUGGAAGCUCACCUAAUAUGGGCUUCUUCAUGCCUAUUCCAAACUCAUCUCUUACCAGUCCUGUUUUGCCGGGAUCUCCAAUUGGUGGUAGCAGUCUUCCCGGAGGAAGAAGUGAUGUGAGUUCACCAAAUUCUGGCAGAAGUGGGAGUUUCUAUACUGGUUGGCAAGGUCAAAGAGGAUUUGAUAACUUCAAUUAUCAAAAGCCUUACUCUUUCCUUGAAGAGCUAAAAUCUGGUAAAGGUAGAAGGUUUGAGCUAUCUGAUAUUGUCGGUCAUGUGGUUGAAUUCAGUGUUGAUCAACAUGGGAGCCGAUUUAUUCAGCAGAAACUAGAAAACUGUAGCAGUGAAGACAAGGCAUCUGUAUUUCAAGAAGUUCUCCCUCAUGCUUCCAAAUUGAUGACUGAUGUGUUUGGAAAUUAUGUUAUUCAAAAGUUUUUUGAGUAUGGAACCCCUGAUCAGAGAAGGGAUCUAGCCAAGGCACUAGGAGGUCAGAUUUUGCCAUUGAGCAUGCAGAUGUAUGGCUGUCGUGUCAUCCAAAAGGCACUUGAUGUUAUUGAGGUUGAUCAGAAGAUUGAACUUGUUCGUGAGUUGGAUGGACAUGUCAUGAGAUGUGUCCGUGAUCAGAAUGGAAACCAUGUAAUCCAAAAGUGUAUCGAAUGCGUUCCAUCGGAAAGAAUUAGUUUCAUUAUUUCUGCUUUCCGUGGUCAAGUUGCUAGCCUAUCAAUGCAUCCUUAUGGGUGUCGUGUUAUACAGAGAGUCCUGGAGCAUUGUACAGAUGAGUUGCAGAGUCAAUUUAUUGUGGAUGAGAUAUUGGAGUCUGUUUGCACUCUUGCUCAAGACCAGUAUGGCAAUUAUGUUACCCAGCAUGUUCUAGAGAGGGGAAAAACACAAGAGAGGAGCCAAAUCGUUAAGAAUCUAUCUGGGCAAGUUAUAAAAAUGAGCCAGCAUAAGUUUGCAUCGAAUGUUGUUGAGAAAUGCUUGGAGUAUGGUGACCCUGCUUCACGAGAACUCCUGAUAGCUGAAGUCAUAGGGCAAAAUGAGGGAAAUGAUAACUUGUUGGUAAUGAUGAAGGACCAAUAUGCUAAUUAUGUGGUCCAAAAGAUUCUUGAGAAGUGUACCGAUAAUCAACGUGACCUGCUACUUGGUCGUAUAAGAGUGCAUCUCAAUGCUUUGAAGAAAUACACUUAUGGAAAGCAUAUUGUGGCUCGUUUUGAGCAGAUGUUUGGAGAAAUUCAAGCACAAGGAUCCUGAAUGUUGACGGAACUGUGGAACUGACUAGGAUUCAGCAGCUGCAGAACGAAUUGACUUCAGAAUGUAGAUAAAAGAAGAUGUCAUUUCUUGCAUUUGGAGGAGUUGGUGGUCUGACAGCUGAUGUUGUACUUCUAUCAUUCCCUCUGUUAGGGACUUAGAUUCUACAGAGAACUUUAGGGUUGAUGCUGUAAAGUUUAGUAAAUUUGUGUAUACAACAGAAUUUGUGUAGUUACAGCCUUACAGGAGCUGGAAAUUAUCUGGGCGCGUCGUUACAGAAGAUUUAAUGUACUAUUGGAAAGGAUCAUUUUCUUUGCUGUUUUGUUUUUGUUUUUCACUGUUAUCUCAGUUGAUCACUUUUGGAAAGUUGCUGUUAAA